Molecule: messenger RNA, 687 nt
Organism: Ceratina calcarata
Lineage: Eukaryota; Metazoa; Arthropoda; Insecta; Hymenoptera; Apidae
Gene: Pfdn6
Product: prefoldin 6
Exons: 4
Coding region: 173-562 (129 amino acids)
Biological process (GO): protein folding; chaperone-mediated protein complex assembly
Cellular component (GO): prefoldin complex; cytoplasm
Molecular function (GO): protein-folding chaperone binding
Source: RefSeq, a predicted model, not a curated record
CAACGAUUUCCUAGUCUUCUUUAUUUUCUCAUGACGAAUAUUUGCUGUGCAGCUCGUGAAACAAAACGUUACUUUCGUAAUUUUAGUCUCCUCCGGCUAAGUCGAGAUUUAAGAUAAUCGUAAUUUGUAUUUAGAGUAUUUGCGUUUCUUUACGUACUUUAAUAGAAGCAAUAUGACAGAAGAAAUCCAGAAGAAAUUAAAAGGAGAAAUAGACAAGUAUAAACAGGUUCAAAGAGAUUACCACAAAGCCUUGAGUCAGAGACAACAACUGGAUGUACAGCUGAAUGAAAAUAUAGCUGUUAAAAAGGAAUUAGAUCUUUUAAAAGCAGACGAUGAUGUUUUUACAUUACUCGGACCUGUUCUCAUUAAAAGGGACCUAGAGGAAGCGAAACAAAAUGUUGCUAAGAGGAUGGAAUAUAUUUCUUCAGAAUUGAAAAGAGUAGAAGAAUUGAUAAGUACAUUAGAUAAAAAACAAGACUCUCAGCGUGAAACGCUUGACAAGUAUCAACAAAUGUUUCAACAAGCCCAAAUGAAAGCAUCACUUGGUCAGCAAAAGGCAUAAAUUCAGAUGAAAGGAGAACAAUACCCAUGUUACAUCAAUACUAUUAAAUAAAAAAGAUAUUUACCAUUGAAUGUCACUAGCCUUCUUUCUAAUUGAAUUUGUUAAUAAAUCCGUCGUGAAACUUU